Messenger RNA from Acipenser ruthenus (sterlet), 5512 nucleotides. Its product is annotated as lateral signaling target protein 2 homolog. The transcript is spliced from 14 exons. The record is from RefSeq and is a predicted model, not a curated record. Gene Ontology annotation, cellular component: early endosome membrane. Lineage: Eukaryota; Metazoa; Chordata; Actinopteri; Acipenseriformes; Acipenseridae. Gene Ontology annotation, biological process: negative regulation of epidermal growth factor-activated receptor activity. The coding region runs from base 496 to 3477 and encodes 993 amino acids. Gene Ontology annotation, molecular function: metal ion binding.
CUCGAUGAAAAAGUGAAUCAUGAUUAGUUGCUUAGGCGCUCAAUCAUUUAGAACGCAGUGUGGCCCAUCUCGAAUGCCUGACUGGCCGACGAAGCUGCCAAUCUCGAAGUCUGACAGCUGCUUCCUGUCUUCACAGAAUCCGUCAGUGCGCAGCUACGGAGCUCAGACUGAGAGAGGAGGGGGUGGACUGUGUUGUCCGAUCAGAAGGACGAGCACAGGAGAGCAGUAUGAACUACAAACAGAACUGACUGCCUGCCUGUCUUGCUGCAGGGAAAUCAACGCGCGGGCUGAGACUAAUUCAAGCGACCAUAGAUUAUUGUGUACAAAUUAAACUCAAAUGAACAGGUAACGCAGCUCAAAAAAGGAGUUACAGAACCGGGACUUUAUUGAGCUGAAUCGCGCUGCCGCCAGCAGCCUUCAUUGAUUUUAAACGCUGUUUAACUGAAGUUGCUAUUCCAGGAAAGAGAAGGGAGCGAGAGAGGAGAGAAGGCGGUAAUGAUGAACAGGUUCAGAAAGUGGCUGUAUAAGCCUAAGAGGUCGGACCCGCAGCUCCUCGCUCAGUUCUACUAUGCGGAUGAGGAGCUGAACCAGGUGGCAGCUGAGCUGGACAGCUUGGACGGCAGGAAGGACCCACAGCGAUGCACACUGCUCGUCAACCAGUUCAGAUCCUGCCAGGAUAACGUGUUAAACAUCAUAAACCAAAUCAUGGAUGAAUGUAUUUCCAGUGACCGGGCGAAUCGGGACUUUUGCGUGAAGUUCCCUGAAGAAAUAAGACACGACAACCUGGCAGGGCAGCUCUGGUUUGGGGCGGAGUGUUUAGCUGCUGGCUCGAUCAUCAUGAACCGGGAGAUCGAGAGCAUGGCGAUGCGGCCCCUGGCCAAGGACCUGACGCGCAGCCUGGAGGAGGUGAGGAACACCAUGCGAGACCAGUCCCUGCGCGACCUCAACCUCCACACCGACAAGAUGAAGGAGUCACUGCGCCACUUUGACAGCCUCUUCGCAGAGUUCGAGCUCUGUUAUGUGUCAGCAAUGGUACCUGUAAAGACACCUAAAGAAUACUACGUUCAACAAGAAGUGAUAGUGCUCUUCUGUGAAACAGUGGACAGGGCACUAAAGCUUGGAUACCUCACACAAGACAUGAUUGAUGACUAUGAGCCAGCACUAAUGUUUACAAUUCCAAGACUAGCCAUUGUAUGCGGGCUGGUAGUUUACUCUGAUGGACCACUGAACCUGGAUCGCAAGCCUGAGGACAUGUCCGAGCUCUUCAGGCCGUUCCGCACCUUACUCAGAAAGAUCAGGGACUUGCUGCAGACCUUGUCGAAAGAGGAGCUCUUCACACUGGAGCGCAACCUGUGCAUCUCACAGGACGGGGAGUUCCCAGUGGUGCAGGCCCUUCCCGAGGCGAUGGUGCCACCUCCUCCUCCUCCCCAUCUCCUUCCAGUCCCCCCCACCAGUGCCGCGAGCCCCUCUGACCCUGAGGAACCACCUGCCUCUCCCAGCGCAGGGGGGCAUGACAGGGGAACAGGGGACCAGCUGCUGUUGGGGAAGGCAGAGAAAAUGGAGGCCGAGCUGGCCUGCUCCAUGCAGUACGACGAACAGGAGCUAGAGCAACUCAACAUGAUGGUGCACAGAGUGGGCGAUGAGAUGUCCUGCUUGCUCUCCCCGCCCAGCCUGUUCCAGUCCCCCGCGCACCGAGGGGGGAGCAGCGGCAACUCUAGCACCGAGGCUUCGCCAGGGAGGAGGCCGCUCGCCCGGACAAACAACAACAACGACGAAGAGGAAGAGGACCGCGUCUUCUUCAUGGAUGAUUUAGAAGGGGCCGGAGAAGCCCUGGCCGGGAUGGAUGGCAACUCCUCCUCUUGUGUCCACUGUCCUCAGCGGGACACCAGAAAACUUCCUCUUCAGGUCCAGAGAGAAGCUGACACAGCAGUGGUACAGAAUGGUUUGCCAGGGGCCUCCCUGGUGGAGGCAGCCCUGAGACUAAACAAAAUAAGUAACACCAAAGCACAGCGACAGCCACCAAUUCCACCAGCAGCAGCAGGUGCCGACAGCCAGAGCGUUGCACACCAUCCCUUGGAAGGGCCUGAGGACCUCAAUGGCUGGGAGACAGGCACUGAGGACGUGGAAACCGCAGAGAUGAUUGCCCACAGGACUGGUGGGAUGAAAUUAUCUGCCACCGUCAUAUUCAACCCCAAAUCCCCGACCCUGUCCGAUCUGACUGUGGAGGCUGCUGCAGAUAAGCUCCUUCUGCUGUCCCCUGCUUCUCAUGAGGAACCCCAAUCGGAACUUCCCUUUGAGGGGCCUCACAAGCUAAGUGGCUUGGCGGCUACGAACUGUCUGAUCAAUUCCUGUGUGUGUUGUGGGAGCUGUGAGGACAGCCGCGAGGAUGGCAUGGAAGCUUCGGGGGACAAGGGCAAGAGGAUGGCAUCCGCCAUGGUUAUAGGCAGUUUAGUUGUAAACAAGGAAAUGGAUCCUCUAGAUAGUAAACUGGACUGCACAUCGCCCAUACAGGAGGAGGUGAAAAACGAGCAAAAGAGCCCAAAGUGCGUCAAGUGCCUGGCACAAACCUCAGGGACACAGGCGAUGACUGAGUGUGUCCUGCAGGGGGAUACGGAGGCCUGUAGCCACCAGAGACGGAUCGAGAGACGGAGGCAGCCCAGUGGGGGAAAGGAAAGGGCAGCAGAGCUGAAUGACAGGACAGCGAGUGACAGAGAGGCAGAGGAAGAUGUCAAUAAGAAGUCCAGAUCGAGUUCUUGUGGCAGUUCGCAGGAUUCCCCGCUCAGUUCCGUCUCUAGCAGUGACUGUGAGAGUGUGUCUGUCACCACAUGUAGUCUGUCCAGCACAUACACACCAAGCCCCAUCAGCAGCCUGACCACCAGCUCGUACACCUCGGGGGACCUGGACCAUGAGGAGAUCCAGCUGGCUCUGCACGCAGCCAAGAUCGCAGCCAGGGAGAAGAUCCGCUCCCGAUUCCACAGCAGCAGCGACCUCAUCCACCGGCUCUUCGUCUGUAUCUCAGGUGUGGCUGAUCAGCUACAGACCAACUACGCCAGUGAUCUCAGAAGCAUCUUGAAGACGUUGUUUGAUGUCAUGGCAACAAAGCCUGAACUGGAGGACAAGGACAAGCAGAAGAAAGCUGGCCAGGGCUUGCGAAGUACAGCACUGGAGGACUGCACUUUGUGUCAGGAAAACAUUUCAUCCUCUGAGAUCGCUGCCAAGGCCAGGGACGGGCAGUUUGAAGACCCUCCAGACUGGGUUCCAGACGAGGCCUGCAGCUACUGCACUGCCUGCGAGGCUCCCUUCACUGUCAUCCGCAGGAAGCACCACUGCAGGAGCUGUGGCAAGAUCUUCUGCUCCCGCUGCUCCUCGCACUCCGCCCCCUUGCCCCGGUACGGGCAGGUGAAGCCCGUGAGGGUGUGCACUCACUGCUACAUGUUCCACGUCACCCCCUUCUACAGAGACAAGACAGGGAUCUGACAACAGCCCUGGCCCGGGGUGGCAGGACUGCACAGGGACUGUACUGGACACCUUCUAUUACAAACAAAUAACACUACUAGAAAUAAUGAUUCAUAUUAAAUAAAUACAUUUUAAAAAAUGGACCCUGAUAAAAGCAUGGUUGGCUUUGAUGGACCCUUUUUGUAGAGACUAUUUUAAAAUAAAAACUUGUUUAAUAACAAGCUCCUGGAAGGGAAGCACUGAACAACCCCUAGCCAGGUGGCUACAUUCUUCCACAGGUUUCUUUCAUACUCUGCAUUGGUAUUGUUGAUCUCUAAUGCUGGACAAAGAAAGGGAACGCUUCUCUUACUGCUACGCUGGGAUGGAGCAGGGCUCAGACAAUAAGCAACUUUGCUGCAUUGCUACUUAACACUACACAGGAAUGGCUUUUAUUAUCUUGACACAGCAGUCAGGGGAAUAAUGCUGCAUACAUGUCCUUAAGAAACAAACAACUUUCAUUUGCAUUGUCAUUGGAUACUGUGUGCAGCCAAGGUGAUGUAUAAUUCUAUAAAUGGCGAUGAAUGUGUGUGAAUAAAUAGACUUGUUUUCAUGGAGGGAGGCACCCAUGAGACUCCUUAACACCAGUGCUUGACGAAUCCGCCCCAGAUUAGGUCUGUUGUGCAAUCAAGGGCGAAAUACUGUAGUUGUGCAGAAUGUGCUGGCUCUUUAUACACACAAAAUACUUUUAAACAGGUAUAUAAUUGUACAAUAUGUCAAACAGCAUUACUUUUGUGUAUUUUUUGUGAGAAUUCGACUGAUAACUUUAAUUUCGCCUUUCACAAUAGAAUUAUUCAAGCCGCUUUACUGAAUAGUGACUCCUGAUACAUAGACUAGCAGUGGCUGGAAAGGUCCAGCUCCAGCUCCAGCCACCGAGAUCCCAGAAUUGCCUGUCUUAGUGUCACAGACCCCUGCAACAACACUGAUUCCCAAUGCAUUGGCAGACUUUUAUGGUUUCCCUCUUUAAUAAUGUAAAUGUCCUCCAGUGUUCUUGUUCUGCUUCCGCAUGCCUCUUGCUUUUUGCUUUAACAGCAACUGAAACCUCAACUGAAAAAGAAGCAGUACACAGAAAGAGGACGAGGAUUUCUGGGGUAAUAUAUCCAUACUACAGCCAAGUUGUCUUUUGGAGCUUUGCAUUGUUGUUGUUUAUUAUUAUUAUUAUUAUUAUUAUUAUUAUUAUUAUUAUUAUUAUUAUUAUUUAGUAACUGGAAUUUAAGAAUUGGAAGAUCAGAAUUUUUGUUCAUUUUUAUAUUUGAGAAAAUUCAACAAACUUUAGUUGCACUGUGGACAAUGUAUUCCCGCAGCACUACUUGUAGCCUGCCCCACACCUUGGAGGGAUUGGAGCACAGUGAUAUGAAGGACAGGCCCAGGAUCUGAAGCCAGCUUGUCCUGACUCCCCUGUGCCUUCAGAAAACUAGGCAGCACUCACUCGAGAGCCUCCUGGUGAUGAUACUUUCUCUCUUUCACUGGCAAAAGCCGGAAAUGCGAUACCCAAGAUAAUGAAGCAUCUGUCAACCUAGAGACCUGAUCAUCUCCCGUUGUACUACUCAAACAGAAAACAUGAUGAUUAGUGUUAUGUAUCAUUUAGACAUCCAGUCCACAGAGGAAAUGUAAUCGUCAAUCUGUUUUCAUAAAGCAAAGACUCCAGAAUGCAUAUUAUACUGUGGUAUAUAAUACAAGCCUAAGAAUAGAAUGUGUAUAAAUGAAUAAAUAAGAAGGUGUCUGAUUAGAUUGCAGAGCCACACUGUCAUGUUUAGAUUAUCUAUGUGUGUCAGUCUGGCUCUGCAAUGCAGCAUGAGGAACUGGAAUGAAGGGAGUUCUGUACUUAAUGUAAUUUAUUUGGAAGGUGAAUCAACACUGAAUUAUUCAAUUCAUUCCCAGCCAUGGCUUGGCUUUAUUUCCAGUUGCUUCUUUGAUUUAACAUUUCCAGCAGUAAUCUACUUUAAGCUUAAAUCUCAGGAUUCACAUUCCAAUGAUUUAUUUGUUUUAUUUUUGAGUAAAAAAUGUUGACCUUUUUUUU